Pygocentrus nattereri (red-bellied piranha) is the source of this 2354-nucleotide messenger RNA. It is a transcript of the gene hacl1, whose product is annotated as 2-hydroxyacyl-CoA lyase 1. Gene Ontology annotation, biological process: fatty acid alpha-oxidation. Gene Ontology annotation, molecular function: thiamine pyrophosphate binding; catalytic activity; magnesium ion binding. The transcript is spliced from 17 exons. Bases 39 to 1748 code for a protein of 569 amino acids. The record is from RefSeq and is a predicted model, not a curated record. NCBI's taxonomy places the organism in Eukaryota, Metazoa, Chordata, Actinopteri, Characiformes, Serrasalmidae. Gene Ontology annotation, cellular component: peroxisome.
UGUCGUGUGGCUAGUUUAACCGCCGAGGUAAAAGCAAGAUGGCAGAAGCAGUGACAGGAGCUCAGAUUAUUGCUGAGGCGCUGAAGUCUCAGAAUGUGGAGUACAUGUUUGGUGUUGUUGGUGUGCCCGUCAUUGAGGUGGCCAUGGCUGCUCAAGCUGCGGGUAUCAAGUAUGUGGGAAUGCGCAACGAACAAGCAGCCUGCUAUGCUGCUUCUGCAAUUGGGUAUUUGACUGGAUGUCCAGCAGUUUGUCUGGUCGUGUCAGGGCCUGGACUGAUCCAUGCACUUGGUGGAAUGGCCAACGCUAAUAUGAAUUGCUGGCCUGUAAUAGUCAUUGGAGGUUCCUCUGAUCAGAACCAGGAGACCACUGGAGCAUUUCAAGAGUUCCCUCAGGUGGAAGCCUGUCGCCUUUACAGCAAGUUUUCUGCCCGUCCAAGCAGUCUGGCCAUGAUUCCAGCUGUAGUUGAAAAGGCUGUAAGGAGCAGCAUUUAUGGCCGUCCAGGGGCAUGCUACAUAGACAUUCCUGGAGACAUGGUGAAUGCCAAAGUGGACCGGACCAAUGUCAGGUUUGUAUCCUGCUGUCCCUCUCCACCAGCGAGCCUGGCAAACAGUCAAGAAAUCUCAGAGGCUGUUGGAGUUCUUAAACAGGCUCAGAGACCACUGAUCAUCAUUGGCAAAGGUGCAGCAUAUGGCAGAGCAGAGAAUGAGAUUAAAGAACUGGUGGAACUGAGUGGGAUACCGUUUCUGCCCACACCAAUGGGGAAAGGAGUGCUUCCUGAUGACCACCCUAACUGUGUGUCUGCUGCUCGAUCCAGAGCUCUACUGCAGGCAGAUGUGGUGUUGCUUCUGGGAGCCAGACUCAACUGGAUCCUGCACUUUGGCUUCCCACCCAGAUUCAGCCCUAAUGUAAAAGUAAUUCAGGUGGAUGUGUGUGCAGAGGAGUUGAGUAAUAACGUAAGAGCUGCUGCAGCACUGCUGGGAGACGUGAGGGCUGUAGUGGGCCAGUUGUUAGAGAGCCUGAAGUCAGACAGAUGGAGAUACCCAUCAGACACCGAGUGGUGGAUCACACUGAGAGAAAAGAUGGCUUCCAAUGCUCAGAUAUCAAAGGCUCUUGCUCUCCAUGCCACGCUGCCCAUGAACUACUACACUGCAUUCCACAAUAUUGCUGAGCUCCUGCCCAAAGACUGCAUCAUUGUGAGUGAGGGAGCCAACACCAUGGACAUCGGCCGCACCAUGCUGCUCAACCACUUUCCCCGACACAGAUUGGAUGCAGGGACUUUUGGCACUAUGGGAGUGGGGCCUGGUUUUGCCAUUGCAUCAGCAGUACUGGAGAAAUCCCAGGAGACAGGACGGAGAGUGGUGUGUGUGGAGGGCGACAGUGCCUUUGGAUUCUCAGGCAUGGAAGUAGAAACCAUGUGCAGAUAUAAGCUGCCAGUUAUCAUAAUCGUCAUCAACAAUAAUGGCAUCUACAGUGGGGUGGAUCCAGAGACAUGGAAGCAGAUGGAGAAGAUGGGAGACAUGACCACUGUAGCCCCUCCAGUGACGCUCCUGCCAGAGGCACGGUAUGAACAGGUGAUGUGUGCGUUUGGAGGCUGUGGGUAUUUGGUGCGGACAGUGGAAGAGCUGCGCAGUGCACUACAGCAAAGCCUGAGAGACACAGCCAUGCCAAGCCUACUCAACGUGCUUAUAGACCCAGCAGCCGACCGCAAGCAACAGGAUUUCCCCUGGCUCACUCGCUCCAAUCUGUAAGAGAGUUAAAAGAGGCAUUAAGCCAGAACAUUUUACCAUCCAUCACUUUCCCACUCUGCUCUUACAGUCAGUGGUCAGCUCUUUCAUUACUAACGACUGAUCAGAGCUUCAGCAGUGCCUACUGUGUCAGGUGCUCUGUAUGUUGAAUCUACUUUGUAGUACUUUGAACGUGAGAACCUGAAUUUUAGUGUAAUAUCUUCAUAAAAUGGUGCCAUAUCAUGCACAAAUGCUGCCUCUCAAAGUUUUGGAAUCAUAAUUGUUUUAAAAUAAAAAACAAUGUUGCUGAUAUAUAUCUGAUACUAUGCAGCUUCAUCAGAUAUUUUGUAGGAAAUUGUAACUUCUAUUUGUUUAAGAUGAUGAAUGGAACUGUGGAUGAAAGCUGAAAAGUUUAUAAUGAAUUUAUAUUAAUUCAAGUUUGUAAUGAAUUUAAUAUCUAGAAUGUUUUGUUUAGAAUGUUAAUGUCUCAAAUUUGCAAAGCAGGGAUCAAAUCCAAAGUUGGGUACUUUGAUUGAUAAACAGGUGUAAAUAGGCAAUUAAAAUACAGUAAAUAAUUUUGUAACUUAUUGUUAUGAACUACUUUAAAUGCUAAAUAAAACCUCAAAUUAC